AUGGCCCAGCAUACCCACACCUCGAUUCAAGGUCGAGUCCCAGAUGAUACGGAACAUGAAGACACCGCAGACGAAGGUGUUACAGAUCGCGAACCGCUUCUGCACGAUGUUCAGCGCGACGAGGACGAAAACCACCCGAAACCAUGGGAAUCUUCUCGGAAAAGCCGCAUUCCCAUGAUUGUCUAUCUCAUCUUCCUCAUGGUCUCCCUGGAGUUUGAAGAAAGUGUUCAGGCUGUACCCACAGUCCGCCUCUACGAGUCAGCAAUCUGCCAACAAUACUACCAUGGCCCAGUCGAGGAGAGCAGGUGCAAAACCAGGCCAAUCCAACAGAAGCUGGCCCAGAUACGCGGGUGGCAAGGGCUUUUCGACGCCCUCCCCACCUUGAUUCUUUCUAUUCCUUUCGGAUACAUGUCUGAUAGAAAGGGCCGUCGACUGAUUUUAUUUCUGAGCGAACUCGGCGAGAUAUGCUGCUUGGGCUGGAUCCUGAUGACUUGUUUGCUCUGGGAGAAAGUCCCCAUCUAUGUCGUCUGGAUCAACUCUUUGUUCAGACUGAUAGGCGGUGGCCCGAACGUGUCAUUCGCCACUCUCCUCGCCAUGGCUGCCGAUGUCUCCACGCCGCAGACACGGAGCCGCACCUUUUACAUCGUCUUCUGUUCAAUGCUCUGCGUAGGUGCCGCAGGGCCACGCAUAGCAUCUGUUGCCCUCGAACACAGCCUCUGGCUGCCGUAUCUCUUCUGCGCCGUCGGACUAGCGGCAUCUUUUCCAGUCCUUUAUUGGAUGCCAGAGACCCUCCCUGAUACGUCUACGAAACAACCGGGCUCGUUGGAGCUUUCAAUCUCUGCGGAAGACUCUGAAACAACACUGAAAGAUAAAAUCACCUCCGUACUGCACGUCUAUCAACUCGUUCUGAAAGAUCGGAGGAUGCUGGCUGCACUUACCUGUGUAUUUCUCGCACAGUUCAGAACGGUCGGCAUCGACAUCCUCUUGCCCUAUGCUUCGUUCAAAUUUAACUGGCCUCUCUCAAAGACUGCAGUCCUCAUCACUGUCAUAUACUCCGUCAACAUCGCAGUAUUUCUGGUGAUUCUGCCGUUUGGAGCCAUCGGCUUGAAACGUAUUACUGCGCUGCCAACGACAGGUGUGGACCUACUCAUUGCCAGAUGCAGCUUAGGACUCCUUGCCAGCGGAGCUUUCGUCAUUGGCAUUGCGAAUACAGUCGGGCUGAUGUUCGUGGGCUUGUCAAUUUUUGCCGCUGGGUUCGGAGCGAGAAUAUCCAUGGUCUCUGUCAUGACAGACUUCUUCCGAAAAGACUAUCGUGCGCGGGUCUACGCGCUUCUCUCCAUUAUUGAAGAACUCACACGCCUGAUCGGCACACCGUUGAUCCAGACUGCGUGGGCGAGAGGGAUUGAAUGGGGCGGUGAUCUUCUUGGAUUUCCUUUCUGGAUUCUGGCUGUGAGUUUCAAAAGCUACCCACAUAUCACAGAGUGA
Molecule: messenger RNA, 1485 nt
Organism: Fonsecaea erecta
Lineage: Eukaryota; Fungi; Ascomycota; Eurotiomycetes; Chaetothyriales; Herpotrichiellaceae
Exons: 6
Coding region: 1-1485 (494 amino acids)
Biological process (GO): transmembrane transport
Cellular component (GO): membrane
Molecular function (GO): transmembrane transporter activity
Source: RefSeq, a predicted model, not a curated record